This is a messenger RNA of Anopheles marshallii, 1860 nucleotides long. RefSeq names its product signal recognition particle subunit SRP68 (gene Srp68). The record is from RefSeq and is a predicted model, not a curated record. The transcript is spliced from 2 exons. Gene Ontology annotation, molecular function: endoplasmic reticulum signal sequence receptor activity; 7S RNA binding; signal recognition particle binding. Gene Ontology annotation, biological process: SRP-dependent cotranslational protein targeting to membrane. The coding region runs from base 1 to 1860 and encodes 619 amino acids. Gene Ontology annotation, cellular component: signal recognition particle, endoplasmic reticulum targeting. Lineage: Eukaryota; Metazoa; Arthropoda; Insecta; Diptera; Culicidae.
AUGGUUGAAUCAAAGGCAGAAAAGGCCGAAGUAGGCCGGGAAACGGUCGCCUCUGGAAAGGAAGACAUGGAACUGGGUGCACCGGCCGAAACGGCAGUGAAAGUGUUUACGGUGGAAAUACUCCGCCUAAUAAAGGACAUGCAGUUGCAGCAUGGUCUUCGUCAUGGAGAUUUUCAGCGCUACCGUGGGUACUGUUCCCGGCGCGUAAAGCGUCUCCGCAAAACACUCAAUCUACCUCAGGGUGAUAGGCGACAUUACAAGAAGCGCAACGUUACGCUCGCGAACCUGGAGAAGGUGGACUCCGAUGAGCGUUUUCUGCACAUACCGCUCAUGUUGGCCGAACGUACUUGGUCGUAUGCGAUGCAACUACGGCAAGAAUCCAAUACCGAACCACGCAAACGGUUCCAUCUGAUUGAAAAGCUUCGCAAGUCGUGCGUGUAUGCGUUGCAGCUGCAGGACCUAUGCGCUUCGGAUCGUUGCGAUGCGCGUACGAAGCUAGAAGCAGAAGCGUACUCGGCGUGGAUCCAUGGUUCGUUGCAUUUCGAAUUGGCGCUGUGGAAAUCGGCUGCCGAAAAUUUGAAGAAGGCUCAGGUGAUUUACGAAAAUCUUGCCCAAGCCAUGCCUGAAGAAGAGCAAACCGUAUACCGCGCAAAGGUGGAAGAAUUGAAACCAAGUCUGCGGUACUGUGCGUACAAUGUGGGCGAGAAUGCGUCAGUAAAUGAUUUGCUGGAGAUGCGUGGCCAGGCAGGUUUGCUGGGCAAUCUGAGCCAUCUGGUGGCUCAGACAAAAGCGGAAAGUAUGGAAGCGUUCCAGAUGACGGAAUGGCGCGGCCGCAGUGUGACAGUCCGGCCGGAGAAGGUACGACUGUUUCUGCUUAGCAUACAGGAGCUGAACAAGAGCAUCGAAAAGGCGAAAGAUUUCCCGACCAAGAUAGAAAUGCUGGAGAAUGUAUUGCUCGAUUGUAAGGAUGCGAUUGCCGCGAUUAAGGACGAGAUAAAGCAGGAUCCCAAGUUGCGCCAGAACACGGCUGAAGGUGGGUCUGGUGGGCUAAUUGGCAUUCAGUAUCUUUUGGCAUACAUGUCUUACACGAGGUUAAAGCUAACGUUGGAACGCAAUCUAUUGCUGGUGGCACAGGCCAAGGUAACGCUGGACGAUCCGAAUGUGGCGGAAAAGAGUCAACUCACUGGUGGCGGGAAGAAAACUAAACCGCAGGAUCUUUCCCGACUGUACGAGAUCAUUCUGCAGAAUGUGACGGAAAUGCAGCAGCUGAGCGGUUUGGAAGCUGAAGCUUCGUAUCAGGCAGAGAUGGAAACGUUGUCCCUUUCAUUCCGCGCCUUCCGUUGCUAUUACAUCGCCAUUACGCUGGUAGCGAUGAAGCGUUGGCGAGAAGCCGUUGCCAUGUACGAACGGUCGAAAAAGUAUGCUAACGAUGCGGCCAGCAGCAAGACACCAUGCAAGGACUUCGAUCUAAGAAACGAGCUAAAACAGCUGGUCGCAACGAUUGAGGGAUGUAAAUUUUCGGCCCAUGCGUACAGCGUGCUGGAAGAUGACAAUGCCGACGAUACGGUACUGUUUGGCAAGAGUCAGAAAUCCUCCAAACCACUGUACGAGCGGCUUUCCCACUACAAGGAAGACGCGACGCUGAACUCGCGCAACCCGAACGUGUACAAGCUGAUCCCGGAGAUGGAACCGAUACCCGCCAAACCACUGUUCUUCGAUCUGGCCCUCAAUUUCGUCGAUUUCCCAUCACUGGACGAUAAGAUAGAGCAGAAGGCGACCGGCAAGGGUGCGACCGCGGGCAUGUCCGGCUUUGUGAAGGGUCUGUUUGGUUGGGGUGGUACUGGCGGCGCCAACAAGUAA